AUACGUUGUCUAUUUUAUUAAAGAGCAAAAUUUCUUCGUUCGGCUUCCAACAUCCCAAGUGGGGGAGAAGAAAGCACUUUGAUAGAGUGGCAAUACACACCUAAAUAGAAACUUCACACUCUGCCCACUUCAUAAUCACCAAACAUGGCUAACAAUUUAUGGUUAAUUUAUGGUUGUUGCUCUAAGACACAAACACCACAUCUUCUUCAUGAUUUCUUAGUACUUGUAAUUGUAGAUGAAGAUUGUAAACAAUUACAAGUACUAGGAGGGCAUGAAAGAGUUGAUGUGUUUGUACCUUGGAGCAUCGCCAAAUCGCCAAGUGUGUGUUGCCACUCUGUCAAAGCAAUUUCCUUCUUCCAUUUGAGAUUUUGGAAGUCGAAUGAAAAAGUUUUCUUCUUUGCUAGCAUCGAUGACGUAUACUAUUACGAUGGAAUAACGAGGCAUUGAAAGAGAAAUAAGGGGGAAUACUGAAGAGGAUUAUCAUUAAGGUUAAAGGGAGAUGUUAUGUUUGGUUUUGAAUAAAAUUUAAUCUUGAUGUGGGAUUUGAGUAACCAAGAGAUUGGUGAUACGAGUGGUAUAUUUGAAUAAAUAAUUAGUUAAAUAAUUUAAUAUAUCAUUUGUAUUAAAUUAAAUCUCCACCAGAUUGUGAAGGAGACAAGAUCUUUACUCAUGCAUGACAUUCUUUCAAGAAGUGUGAGAAACAUGUUCUCUGGUAUCAACAACACUUUCUUCAAUUCUGUUAAAACAUCCUUCUUCAUCCUCUUCAUCUUAUCUUUCCUAAAAUGUCUAUUCUCUAAUUUCAACAGAGGUGACUAAAUUUGUGUUUCUCCACUCCCAAACUUGUGAAAUCCCUUCUAGUAAGAGCCAAGCUACACCAAAAUCUUUCCGAUAUACAUGUUCUUUCACUGAGUGUGUGUUGUCACUCUGUGAAAGCACUCUUUUAUUCCAUUGGCGAUGUUAGAAGUUUAUCAAAAAGUUCAUGUUCUUUGCUAGCGUAGAUGAUGUAUACUAUUACAAUUGAAUAUAAUGAUUAUGUACUGGAGGAGAUAUGAGUGGGGAGUGCUAAAGGUUAUCAUCAUCACUAUCGAAGGGAGACAUCUACUUUGUGGGUUUAAACAAAAUUUAUUCUUGAUGUGACAAUUUUGAAUAAUCUAAAGUCUAAAGAUUAGUUACAAGUAGUUUGCUGUGAAAACAAAACAUAUUUUUUGAUCUAUUUGUUUGUUCAAUAUAAGUGGGCAUUUGAUAGUGAAUUUGAAUAAUGAAGAGUUAGUGGUUUUGAAUAUCUGAAGCGAGGGAGGGAUAACGUUAUACAUGUACUGAUAGUCUUAGAGUCACUGGUCCGUGCUUUGGUGGUAUAUCAUCAUUGUUCAUUGUAAGUAGCAACAUCAAUGACAAAUGAUAUAAGGAGUCCAACAAUGAGGUGAGCAAUGUGAGUUGAAAUCCAAGCUGCCGUGUUAGCAUUGGCAAGUGAUGAUGACUGGGAGCAGUACCUAGACAGAAUAAGAGGGAAAGAUCAUCUAUAACAACACACUAAACUCAGAAGUUCAUUUUUUGUUUCCCUCGACAUUCAAUCUCCCUAUUUACAACAACCGCAUGAAAAGUAUUGCCGCCCAAACUAUUGCCCGAAGGUCACCGGGCAACCUGCCCUAUCAAUUGUCCACUUACCACUGAUCUCUCAUUAUGGAGUACUCUGUAUUUCUCAACCGCUCACUUUCUCAGACCAUCGCAUCUCAGCAUCUUCAGAGUUUUGCCUCUUCUAUAGCACUGCGAUUGAAGGCUAGAAAGCCGUUGGUUUGUUGGUGGAAACCAAUGGAUCUUCCUGCCAACAUUUUCCAGCUCUGGGUUGCAUCUUUUUCGAGAUAUGUCGUGCUUGCAGUUUUAUUAGCUAUUCAUCAUCUUCCUAGCAGCUAUGUGACAUGCAAAUUUCAGCAUCGAUUUCUUCAUUUUGCGUUAAUUAUCAAGGUUUCAAUUCUAUCUUCUUUUCAUUUAGAUUUUAAUCCGCAUAGAAAAACUAUCAAAGCCUAAAGAAGAAGAGCUUGUGUCUUGAUGAAGACGUUGAUUGGUCAAGAUAAGGUUAUAGGGAGGUAUAAUUAUUGACAUAUUACAGAGUAUUUUUGACACCAAUCAAUAGUUUUAGUUUAUUUAUUUUGAGAUCCUGGAUACAUUUCGUGUCUAAUUGGGUAAUAUGAUUCUAUGAAUCAACAUUUGUAUCAAUCUUUAGAAAAAGUAUUCUGUAUUUACACAAUUUUGAACACUUUUUCUCAAUUUUUCUAUCAUGCGGAUAUUGUAAUUACAAGAAUUAGUGUCUUCUAAAUAGUGUUAAAUAUUUGCCUUCCUCAAGCUCAUUGAGUCAUAUUCGAGUAUUUGUUUAACUCUAAGCUUAUAUUUUUCUUUUACAAAUUUUGAGAAUACUGAAAUCAAGUUUGUUUCAUGCCUUAAUAUCUUUUAAUUCUAAAAAAUAUCUAAAAAAUAUCUAAAAAAUUCAUUUUGGAUAUUCUAGAGUUAUAUUCAAGUAGUACUUUUAAAAAGAAUAUAUGUUCUUAUAAAUUCCAAACUCCAUAUUUAGUUCGCAAAUUGUUAAUCCUAGGGCAGAUCCCUAGCGGCAGAAGGGAGACAACAGUGAUCAAGGGGUAAUGAGGCAGGGAGGACGAACGGCAGCACCAGAUUAGAGUUUCGACCACUAACAACCUUUUCUUUUUCCUUUUGAAAUUUCUGAAUAUGUAUGGCACGAUCUUGCAUUAUCUUCCUCUUUUCUUUGAUGCAGGGAUAAUGUCUCUUGCUUUGGAUUCUUGCCGUAGGUCAACAACGUCACACUUCAAUAUCACCACCACCAUUUUAAAGUCGUAUUUUCUUCUUUUGAAUCCAUUUUUAAAUUUGGACUUCUCAAACAACCAAUGAAUUAAAAGUCAUUUAUCACAUUUAAUUUUACUGCUUUGUGAUGUUUGAAUAUGCUAUGGGUAAAUGAUUUGAUAACCUAAAGUAUGAUAAUAUGACAACACAUAAGUCUCAAAGUUGGGUUUAGACUUAAGACCACUAGACCGUUAUAUCGUAUAGUCAAGUGUAAUGUUUUCUCUAAAGCUUUUAUCACUCCCUGUAGGAUCAUAAAGUGUUUAUUACCCCAAAUGUGAAUCCACUAGAUGCAUCAUUCAAAGGUUGGUCAAUGCAGUUCAAGGUCAGGUACAAAGCUUGCCUAAGAAGUUAUCAUCCCUUUGUGGUGGCACUUUAAUAAAUUUGUAAAAGACUCUAGUUAUGAUUCUAAAAUGUGGCACCAGGUUCUUCAACGGUUGGUUAACUAAUGAAUUAGUUAAGUUAAAGUUCAUUACAACAUUGUCUGAAAAACCGUUCCUGCCUAAACAACCAGGCUAUUGUGGCUUAGGUUUGUAGUUCUUCACACAUCAUUUAGUCCCGAGCCUCCCACUAUUUCACACACAUUGCAGGCUUAUGA
Molecule: messenger RNA, 3445 nt
Organism: Cuscuta campestris
Lineage: Eukaryota; Viridiplantae; Streptophyta; Magnoliopsida; Solanales; Convolvulaceae
Source: the annotation of a GenBank genome assembly